Messenger RNA from Heterobasidion irregulare TC 32-1, 1276 nucleotides. RefSeq lists its product as uncharacterized. The transcript has 4 exons. The coding region runs from base 73 to 942 and encodes 289 amino acids. Lineage: Eukaryota; Fungi; Basidiomycota; Agaricomycetes; Russulales; Bondarzewiaceae. The record is from RefSeq and is a predicted model, not a curated record.
CUCUCAGCCAGCGAUUUUGGUGACUGCAAGCAGUCAUCGACAUAUCCCUUUCCAAUCGACUCAAACUUGCUGAUGACAUUUUCCACUCCACCAAUGGCACUCACGUACGAAGAUUCCUGUCGUCUCUUCUCCAUUCUUCCUCCUGCAGAGAACAAAAUCAUCGCUGCUGCCUCGGCUCGCGUGUAUCAUGCUUCCUUCGGCGCUCUAGACUCCGAUUGGUCUUACUCCGGCCUGAAAGGCAUCAUCGUCCUCGGCUGUGACAAUCAAAUUCACGUCGGCAGGCAUGCCCCAAACUUGAACAGAACCACCUAUUGGUUCCGUCUUGUCGACCUUCUGAAGGGUCGGGUAGUGUGGGUUCACCAGGUACAUGAGAUCAUCGAGUACGAGGCGGAGAAGCCAUUCUUCCAUGUCUUCUGCGGAAAGAGUCGGAAAUUCGGCUUCCGCUUUGACGAAGACGAUGAAGCUUCCGUCUUUUUGAAAGAAGUCACACGUCGCGUUGUUGAUAUCCCUGUCCCAAAGUCUGCUUUCUCGCUUCGAAAACAGAAACCGCAGUCAGCGAGAUCACCACGCCGUCCUAUCAAUGGCUCCAUGAUUUCGUCUCCUGUCCCUGACUCUUUCCACCAUGUGGCGCACUUGAGCAUCGACGAGAAGGGUUCUCUUGAGUCGAGUUGGAAUGUAGCGCCCGAGUGGACCAUGCUUUUGCAGAAGUUGGAGGGUUACGGCGUUGACGUUGAAAUGGUGGAAGAGAAUCUGGAAUUCGUCAAGGGAUUCCUGGCAGGCGCGGAGGCAGUGAGAGGGUCAACAUCGGCAUCCUCCGCAAGUUCUUCUGUCUCAUCGGCUGGGAGCGACGAUGGGUAUGGUCAUUACAGUCCGGAGCCUGUCCGCGCGAAGAGGCAGCGAACAAUCCACCGGAAGCCCGUGCCAGAAUACUCGCGCUUCUGAACGCAAGUGCCUCAAUAGGCAUCGUCUUUAGUUCAGCUUUCUGUGAUCUCUAUCUCUCUCCCCUUAUGAGGCUUCUUAUGCACUUUCUCUUGAUGAGACAGGUGCUACUCCAUGACGAUCACGGCAUAUGUGGGAUAUGGACAUCAUCACAUGUAGGAUACGGACAUCAUCGCAUGUAGGAUACGGACAUAAUACUUCUCUAGGCUCGAUGGGUGCCGUAACUUAUAAGGACUUGACAUGCAUCGCUAUCUCCUUGUAAUCUAGGUUUAUGUUGAACUAGCUAGUGUAUUAUACUACCACUACCACAAAAGUACUUUUUGCAAUGGUAUCUAUC